Molecule: messenger RNA, 36350 nt
Organism: Porites lobata
Lineage: Eukaryota; Metazoa; Cnidaria; Anthozoa; Scleractinia; Poritidae
Source: the annotation of a GenBank genome assembly
GCCUGCAUUUAUCGAAAGUCGUUUUAGGGCAUGAUCUCAAGGCUGCUGUUCACACUAUUAUAAAUUAAUAGUAUUAUGGUAUUUUUGACCACGUGACAUUUAUUCCGAGAAUUAGAAAACGAAGUUGGCUGGGACUUUUCCCUUGGGUGACCGCAUGAUCAGUGGGAGUUAUCCCUUUCUCGGAAAGACGAGAAACGGGCACGUUACAUAGCAAUGAUAUUUUACGCUUCACUGAGAAUAUUGACCGAACUACGAUUUCGUCUUUGGCCCACAGAACUUCAGGUAACCAAAAAAACGUAUUUGUACAACGUAAAGUUUUAAAAUUUAAGUAUUUAAAAAACGCUAAAAGACUGAAUAGACUGCGCUCAUUUCUGUUCAGUCUCCUUUACAAGCGAAAGUUUAAUUGUAAACGUAUAAUAAAGAGCGUUAGUUUAGUCUUAAUUAUUUUUUGGUUAAUGCCGUUUAAAAACUAGAAUCAUUGCUGACGAGGCCGUUCGACAGACGAACAGCACGAACCAAGUUUGAUUGCAGUAACACAUUCUAGACCAGUGUGUCUAGACGAAAGAUUGCUUUCCAGCGCCCGAGUAGAAUUCGUAAUCAGAAGCGCAGAGCUUUAAUUUAUGGUCUACUUUAACGGCGUUGCGUUGUUUUGUACGACGCCGUCGCUUAUACAUCUUGAGACCUUUGGAGUCGCAAGUAGAGGCUGAAUAACUAAACCAAUCACAAUUUGAGUAAAAGAGCAUGGUGAUUGGUUUAUCCUUCCGCUUCUACUUCUGACUCCGAUAGUCUAGUUUUCACUAGAUCGUGAGUUAUAGUUAUAAGCAGAGUCAGGAGGAAACUAAUGAUUCCAAUCUUGUGUCUGUGGUUUUUGAUUUUCAAUGGGCCGUAAGGAGUCUUAAUACUCUGACUCUGACUCCGAUUGCGACUCCAUUGCUUGGGAAAAUAAGCGUUAGGCCUAGUUCUUGCGUCGUGCUUUGAAUUUUAUAAUCGUUAUACUACAACAACAGAAGCAUAAAGGAAGCAUGACUUUAACUGAGACAUUGUGCCAGAGUGGAACUUAUUAUUGUGUACUUAGAAUCAAGUCGUCGAUAACUGAAACAAAAAACAUACGUUUCUGACAUACAUGAAGUUUGAAACAAAUUAAGCAUGAGGAUUAAACCAGCUGUCAUCUGGAGUUUUGUAGCACCAGCAUGCAAAGAAAGUGUGGUGUCAGAUGCCCGAGGCUAGUGGAUUUUGCUACCGGGCUAGUGAAUUCUGUUAUUAACUUGCCCAAUGGGGAAGUGAAGGGUUUUUAGGAAUUCAAGUUACAGAAGAACUGUGAAAUUAAUCUGCUCAUCAAAACGUUUUAGGGGCUAGUUGAAAUGAUGUUUGAGCUAGUAAAUGUUAGCUUCAGCUUACCCGAAUGGCAAGCUGUAGCAAUGACUUUCUUUGCACCCUGAGCACAGCAGUGCUUGCCAAACUUAAUGCUCUACUGAACAUAAUUUCAGGGCUCUCAGCAGGAUUUGAAGUAUAGCCAUCUGCCAAGCCUUUAAUAGGCAGUUGUGACAAACAGAGGGUCCGUAAACUAGAGAGGGAAAGGCAGCAAAUAGAAUGCAAAGUAAGCAGCUACAAAUUCCAAAGUAGGCGGCGAUUAAUCUCCAGGUGCCGCCUUCUAUUGAGGACCCUGUAAUUUAGACAAACUCUGAUUCAGACAUUGUGCUUCUGUCUGCUUUGUCGAACUUAAUUCAAGAAUUACAUUCAGCAUAGCAGUAGCGUUACAUAUAUAGCUUUGCAUUGCCUUAAUGGCUUGCGUCAUUUUCUUGCAAUUGUGGACAUGUGUAAGUUAAUUGCAAGUAACUCGUUGGUAUAGCAGUUGUGUUUCAUAAAAGUGAUGAUUUACAUUUUGUAUUAUCACCCAAGGUGAAGCCAGGUCAAGCGCACCGCUAUUAAUGAAUUAAUUAUUUGAAGAACUAAUCCGUUAGUAGUUGCUCUAGCUAUAGUCAAAUUCAAAUCUGUUUUCCUGCUUGUGUAAUAUGUAGUGAAUGUUUCACAACAAUGUGUCAAUAUUCGGUCAGAUUGGAAAAUCUUUGUAUGGAUAAAAUUAUUAUGAAUAACAGUAUCCACUAUGAAAACAGUUACCGGUUAUGUCAAAUUUAAGAAAUUUGUAGUGACAACAAUCUCAACUACCUCGUGUGUUAAUGCUCAUGAAGUGUGGAGAAAGUUAGAGAUGAAUCUGAACUCUACAACUACUAAAGGCUGGUUUUCACUAUCAACAGAGUCAGAGUUGGAGUCGUAAUCAGAAGCGUAGAGCUUAUGAUUUAGUGAAAACAGCGUUCCAAUAUUUAUUCCACUUACGACUUCAUGGCUUACGUUCCGCUUAUGAUCUUGUGAAAACCACAUUGUCGGAGUCGGAAGCCGAAGCAGAAGGUUAAAUUAAUCACAAAGCAUGUUCCCACACUUUGUGAUUGGUUUAGUUUUUCCGCUUCUGGUUCCAACUCCAACAAUCUGGUUUUCACUAAAUCAUAAGUGAAACAUGAGUGACGGAGUCGAAGUAUAAGACAAGCAUGAUUUUAACUGAGACGUUGUGCCAGAGUGGAACUUAUUAUUGUGUACUUAGUAUCAAGUCGGCGAUAAUGGAAACAAAAAUCAUACGUUUCUGAAAUUUAUGAAGUUUGAAACAAAUUAAGCAUGAGGAUUAAAUUACCGCCACCUGGAGUUUUGUAGCACAGCAGGGCUUGUCAAACGUAAUGCUCUACUGAACAUAAUUUCAGGGUUCUCAUUAGGAUUUGAAUUAUAGGCAUCUGCGAAGCCUCAAAUAGGCAGUUCUGACAAACAGAGGGCCUGUAAACUGGAGAGGGAAAGGCAGCAAAUAGAAUGCAAAGUAGGCAGCUACAAAUUCCAAAGUAGGCGGCGAUCAAUCUCUGGGUGCCGCCUUCUAUUGAGAACCCUGUAAUUUAGAAAAACUCUGAUUCAGACAUCGUGCUUCUGUCUGCUUUGCCGAACUUAAUUCAAGAAUAAUUACAUUCAGCAUAGCAGUAGCGUUACGUAUAUAGCUUUGCAUUGCCUUAAUGGCUUGCGUCAUUUUCUUGCAAUUGUGGACAUGUGUAAGUUAAUUGCAAGUAACUCGUUGGUAUAGCAGUUGUGUUUCAUAAAAGUGAUGAUUUAUGUAUUAUCACCCAACGUGAAGCUAGGUCAAGCGCACCGCCAUUAAUGAAUUAAUUAUUUGAAGAACGAAUCCGUUAGUAGUUGCUCUAGCUAUAGUCAAAUUCAAAUCUGUUUUCCUGCAUGUGUAAUGUGUAGCGAAUGUUUCACAACAACGUGUCAAUAUUCGGUCAGAUUGGAAAAUAUUUGUAUGGAUAAAAUUGUUAUGAAUAAUAGGUUCCACUAUGAAAACAGUUAUAUCAAAUUUAAGAAAUUUGUAGUGACAACAAUCUCAACUACCUCGUGUGUUAAUUCACAGCUCAUGAAGUGUGGAGAAAGUUAGAGAUGAAUCUGAACUCUACAACUACUAAAGGCACAUUUUCACUAGCGACGGAGUCAGAGUCGGAGUCAUAAUCAGAAGCGUAGAACUUAUGAUUUAGUGAAAACAGCGUUCCAAUUCUUCUUACGACUCCUCCACUUACGUUCCGCUUAUGAUCUAGUGAAAACCAGAUUUGACAGAGUCGGAAGCAGAAGCAGAAGGAUAAAUCAAUCACAAUGCAUGUUCCUACACUUUGUGAUUGGUUUAGUUUUUCCCGCUUCUGCUUCCGACUGCGACAAUCUGGUUUUCACUAAAUCAUAAGCGGAACGUAUGUGACGGAGUCGUAAGUGGAGGAGAAGCAUAAGAGAAGCAUGAUUUUAACUGACACGUGGUGCUAGAGUGGAACUUAUUAUUGUGUACUUAGUAUCAAGUCGGCGAUAAUUGAAACAAAAAACAUGCGUUUCUGAAAUUUAUGAAGUUUCAAAGGAAUUAAGCAUGAGGAUUAAAUUACUGCCACCUGGAGUUUUGUAGCACAGCAGUGCUUGUCGAACUUAAUGCUCUACUGAACAUAAUUUCAGUGGGUUUUCAGUACAUGGAUUUGAAUAAUUGUAGGUAUCUGUCCAGCUUAAGGAGGUAGUUGUGACAAACAGAGGGCCUGUAAACUGGAGAGGGAAAGGCAACAAAUAGAAUGCAAAGUAAGCAGCUACAAAUUCCAAAGUAGGCGGCGAUCAAUCUCAGGGUGCCGCCUUCUAUUGAGGACCCUGUAAUUUAGACAAACUCUGAUACAGAGUGCAUACGUAAUGAGUAGCGAAUGUUUCAUGACAACAUGUCAAUAUUCGGUCAGAUUGCAAAAUCUUUGUAUGGAUAAAAUAUUGUUAAAAAUAAUAGGCUCCAGUAUGAAAACAGUUAUAUCAAAUUUAAGAAAUUUGUAGAGGGUAAUAUCUCAACUACCUUGUGUGUUAAUUCACAGCUCAUUAAGCAGGCAGAAAUUCAGAGAUGAAUCUGAACUCUACAACUACUAUAGGGUGGUUUUCACCAGCGACGGAGUCAGAGUCGGAGUUGUAAUCAGAAGGGUAGAGCUUAUGAUUUAGUGAAAACAGCGUUCCAAUUCUGCUUACGGCUCCAUUGCUUACAUUCCGCUUAUGACCUAGUGAAAACCAGGUUGUCGGAGUCGGAAGCAGAAGCAGAAGCAGAAGGAUAAACCAAUCACAAUGCAUGUUCCCAUGCUUUGUGAUUGGUUUAGUUUUUCGGCUUCUGCUUCCGACUCCAACAAUCUGGUUUUCACAAGAUCGUAAGCGUAACGUAAGUGACGGAGUUGUAAGCAGAGUCGGAAGAAAUGGAAAUGUUCUGAUUCUUCUGACCCGGAUUCUGUCGCGCUUAUGACUCCGCUUACGACUCCGACUCUGAUUCUGUCGCUAGUGAAAACCAGCCUUAAUAAAUUCAAUUUUCAAUUAAUCAUUUCAUCAGUAUAAUCUUGGGGGGCAUUCUUCACCUGGCUUGACUGUAAAAAACAAGAAAUUUACUGAAUAUCUGUUACUUGUGUUCCUCUUUUUUACAAUGCAAUAUUAUUUUUAUAAACAGUUACAGGACUCUAAUCUGUCAUGCUAUUAACUGGGGUGAAAGACUAAAAAUAGUCUGCCAUAAUCUUCUAAUUAAGUUGUUCUUUGCACUGCAGUACUUUAAUCUGGUAUAGGAAGCUUAAGCAGUUCUGGCAGGAGAAACAAUGACAGCAUCUAAAGCUGAACAUAAGCUUUUGUCCACUCUUUUACUCUUGUAAUGGAAAGUUUGAUCCAAAACGUAAGAUUUUAAGUAAAGUUGGUCAUUACUGGCAAUCUUGAAGAAAACAAAAAGAAAAGAAAUAUACAGCCAGAUCAAGAACUUUUCUAAAAUAACUUGCUGAUUUACUUCUUUAUCUUUAGAUUUGUUUGUUAUGUUAACAACUUAGUUAACUGUUGACAGUGAUUUUGUCAGCAGUUGUACAUGGGUGUGUUGUAGGGAGAAUCCAUUGUGAUGAUAAAUAAGUAUUCAAACUAGUUUGAUUCAGAAUUUCCUUGUUUCCUAGCCCAGAAUAUUCCAAGGAAAUUCUGGUUUAAUCUGUGAAUAGAUUUUUCCAACCACUCAUGUUCUACCCUGUCUUAAGGAUGGAGUCCUGUUUCUUGUUUGUUAAUGUUGUCCACUUCCUUGACCAAUACAAUACUAAACCUUAAGAAACUAACCCUAAUCAAACCCAUAGUCAUGGGUAGUCCCCUUUGUGGAUAAUCAAUUUAGAUCUAGAGCUCAAAGACACAUAUCGGUUAUUGCUCAAGUGUUCAAACAUUACAAUUUUUCAAUAAGCUUUAUUAUUUUAAUGGUGUAGUUUUGUUUUCUCCAUUGAUUGAUACCUGUUAUAAUGCUAACCCACUGAAGUAGAAUUCAUCCUUUAACCGCAAGUUUAUACUUCACUGAUUUAAGUCUAUAAUUCAGUAAAUUAUAUGUAUAUUUUAUGGCAAAUACUUUUACAUAUUUGAACAAGGAAGUAAAGAUGAUAUGUGAUUCCAAAAGUGACACAUCUGCAACUAGACAGAAUUGUGCUGCAACACUGAGAUGUUUAAGCAUUGUGGGUAAAGUGAUUGUAUGCUUAAUGAUUCUUAUAGAUUCUAAUCAAAAUAAUCCCCUACCUUGAUAGAAUGUGAAGGAAAUUUCACAUAACUUAACAGCACCAUAUAUCAUAAGGGUUACCGUUUCAAGCAAUAUUCAAUGAUGAUUUAGUCAAAUACUUGUAACACAAAUAGCAAAGGCAAAGAUUGAAACUUCAUGUACGCUGAUUGAGAAGUUAAGAAUCGUGAGUUUGCAGAGGAGGAGUUGCUGACUAAGCUGGAAAGGAUGCCUUCAGGGAAGUUAGGAAUUAAGUAGAAAAUUUAACCCUUUAAACCCUAAGAUUAAAAAUUACUCAUUUGUUUAUUCAUUUGUUAGUGGGCCUGUUUGCAAAUUCAGAAUGGAAUAAACUCUGUUUUCAUUCUUUGAGAAAUUUUGCUGAUCACUCUUAGGGCUUAAAGGGAAAUAAUAUUUUGUUAUGAGCCAGAAUGGAAUAAACGUUUCAUCCUUUAAAUUCACGAAAUAAUAAUAUUUUCACAUACACUGACUAAUUUAGUGUUUGUUUUUAUUUUAAUGUACUGUUAGAAGAGUAUUAAGUCUUCAUUCCAUUUUAUUCUAUCUAUUAUUAUUGAUAUGGUACUGUAAAUCAUUCUGAUAAAUUCUUUUCUCUUUUACUGUGUGUAUUGUAUCCAAUUAUUUUGUUUAAACGUUAUUGUAUAAAACAACCUUAGUUAUUCUGUAAAUAUUUUGUGUGAGUUGAAUAAAAAUUGUCUUGACUUUUCUUAUUUGAAUUAUUAUGCAGGUGGGAACAGAAUCAAAUAUGAUUUGAAAAGACAUGUAAAAGGCAGCAGUCUAUUAACCAAAGAUGGCAGAUGAUAGUUAUUCAAGACAAAGAAUUCCUUUACCAAGAAGUAACUUCACUGGCAGAGUUAUUGAGUCAGUUGAAUUACAACAAAAUGUAUCAUCAUCUGGUCCUGGUACACCCAAUGUAUACUCAUGGGGUGCACCACCUCGUUAUGUUCAAGGACCACCCGCUACCGAAUCAAGACCUCAAGUUACGGGUUAUAGUACCUAUGAAGUCAUGUCACCAAUGCAAAGUAAGUGUCAUCCAAGGCUAAAAAAUGUGCUGUCCAAUCAUCCAGGACAUGUAAAUUUUCUAGCUGGGCAAGUAACUUUUCAUUCUCACUAGCUCAGUGUGUGAGGGCUGUCCAAGUCAUCUUCUAACUGAAUCAAAAACUAACAUCUGUCAGGGCUCAAAAAAAGUCUCAUCUGGUAUUCUGGAACAAGUAGAUUUUCUUGCUGGGCAAGUAACUUUUAAAGCUUACCUGUCCAAUAGGCAAGGCUCCAAGCAAGUCAUCCUCUAACAGGCAGUGGCUCUAGGCAGGCAAAAUGUAAGAGCUAAUCUUGCCCAAAGAAUAUGCCAGAAUUUAAGUUUUUUUCAAGCCCUGUCUAUGUUCAGCCUAGGCAAAAAAUAAUAAUCUGAGGAUGCCUUGUCUGAAGGACAAUGUGGAAUUUAAGUUCUUUCAGCUCUGUGUAAAUGACGGAGUGUUUUACUUCUGGGUUGAUUAAAUUCAUAAUCAAUUGCUAACAGUCAAUGCUGAGUAUGGUACAUCAGAAAUUCUUCCAUUAGACUACUGCAUUCCUUCUUGCCUAAUCUUUCCAUAAACUUAGUGAUAUUAUGCUCUGGGCAUGGGAGGCAAUAUUGGCUUGCUUCCAUCACAAGUUCAAUUUUGAUCCAUUUUUGUUCUCUUUGAAAUGUAUUAAGGAGUCCCAUCAUAGCUUGUUGCUGUCAUUUGUUUUUCUUCGUGAAUUUCCAGGUUUGCAUGGGUGACUUUUCUAUGCACCCAAUUAAAAGAAGGAUUGUGUAAGGGAAUAGAAAAGCCCUAGUAACUGUUCUGCAGAUGGUAGCAAUGAUGUAGAAGCAAAGUGGGCUAAUUCUUUUGUUAAUCCAGAAGUUUCAUUAAAAUUAAUAUCCUGUUCUUUAUUUACUUGUGUUCUCAUUCAGAAAUGUUCCUAUUUGUUGUGAUUUUUCAAAAGCCCUUGAAAUAGAAAGUUAGCCUUGAGCCAGUUAUAAAUACUCAAAAAUAAUUAUACCUCUGGGUCCCUUCUGCAUCAGUAAGAAGUUGGAAGCGUUAAUUGUUAUGUUUAAUCCGAUUUAAUUAAAUCUGCGUGCUCUGCUGCAUUGAUUCCUUUAUAAAAACUGUUUAUGAAUUUCAUGCUUGACUGGUUGAACUUCCCAUGUUUUGAUUCUUUUGUUUGAACCAACGGAUGUUAUGGUUCAGACUGCCAUUGACUUGAGCCUUCUAGUGAAGAAUUACAAAUGGAUUAAGGCUGACCGCUGUAAAGUGAGCCCUAUGGCAAAUUCUGUAACUCUUUUACAACCUUGUUUUAAGGCCAAAAUAAAAAUUUUGAUCUUAUUGCACCUUUUUUUGCGGUGCAUGCUCUUCAAUCAUAAAAUUAUUGUAAACAAAUUUACUCCAGUUAUCUCUGUGUUACCCGGUGAUUUUGUUACCCCUGCAUCCUACUUCUUUGACUCAUAAAAAUCCCCAAAGAUGAACAAUAAUUCAUGGCAUGCAUCCUGUAGGACACAAAGAUAAGUUGAUCGAUCUGAAGAUGAGUUUUUGUAGAAUAUCCAGAUCGUGUGAUUUCUGUGGCAGUUUGUAUUAUGACCUUUGUUGUGCUUUAACCCUGUAAGUCUCAAUAGUGACCAACAUCAAUUUUCUCCCAAUGAUGUCCGUACAUUGUCAAGAGACUAGGUUAUGAGAAUUAAUGAAAUGAUCAGUUAAGAGAAAAUGCUUUGAUCUUUUGUCAAAUUCUCUCAACUCAUUCUUUAAGGGAACAUAUAGAGAUCAGUUUGGAGAAUUUGUAUGUGGAUAUUGAGGCUUAAAGGGUUAAAAUAGAAGGAGUAUAUUUUAUUUUCAGUAUUCUGUAAUACAGAGUUUUGGAGUCGUCUUCAGAUCAACUGUCUGAUUACAUAAAGGCCCAAGUAUUUUCAAUUUAGGACCCGUUGUUUUUUAAACAGGGACUCAUUGGUUUUGGACUGGGACUCAUGACUUUUCAAAAGAUCAGUCCCAGGACUUACCAUAACUAUUUGUACAAAAUCACUGGGUACCUUGAAAACAACCUGGCUAGUAUGAUCUCUGAGAUGCCACAGAAGGUAUUAUACAGGACUACUGUUGCACCUGACUCAUAAAGAGAAAAUUUCUUUUAUCACAGGAUCACAAGAGCAGGAAAGUCAAAGCAAUGAACCUGCAGUGUUUCUCAGGGUAAUAAAGCGAAAUACUCCUAAUUUGGCAAGGUUACAAGGAUUAACUGAGGAAGAAAGAGAAACUCAAUUGCAAGAAAGUAGAACAGCCUUUGAGGAAGAAUAUGUUACAAUGACGGAUCCUACACUUCAGAGAUUGCUGGCAUUGUGUGCUCCGUUAUUAAAUGUAGAUGUGAAUCUUGAGAGGAAAUACAAACACCUUGACAUCUGGAGAGUGUUCGAAGCAAACAAUGUAAGCAAAAUUGUGCAUAAAGAUAUACAGUGUUGUGCCAUUAAUUAUGUAUGGUAAGGGAACUGCUUAUGUGCUUAUGCAUGUUAAUGUCAGACGAACAAAUUUGGAAUUGUAAAUUUGCAAAGUUUUGCGUAAAUGAAUUCCCACAGCAGUGGAGUUGAAAAGAUUACCCAUGCACAAAUAGUGAAAAUGCAGAGAAUAUUGUUCGCAAAUGAAGCUUAGUGAGGUUACAUUUUCCCAUACUAAGACCCUGAGUUAUAGGGUGACUGUACUGUUUUGCUGUUUUUGGUCUGUCAGUUGUCAUGUCAUGACCUGGUUGCGACUUUAUUGAGGCCUGGUGUCAUUUGUUUCUCUUCAGAAAAUAACUGGCAAAUAUAGGAAUACUGUUUGUUCGACUGGGGACAGGAGUACUUGGCAAUUUUGAUGUUUUGGGGAACAUAAUAAUUAUGCUCAUAAUUAUUAUGAAAUUAUUUUUGGAAACGAGGAAAGAUGAGUCUCCCACCCACCCCUCCCUCCCCCCAACAUUGGAAGAUCUUAUUACAUGUAACUCUAAAACAAAAUCAUAUCUUUGGGAGAAUCAAAUAAUUAAGCGACUUAAAUUGUUUUCAGCAACUUGUAUUGUUUCAUCAUAUUUAGGUACCUCAAGUUUUAAUCAUGUUUGUAUUAAUUUUAGGAAAAACCUAGGUUCCUUCACCUUACCCAAGGACUGGGUAUCUUGGAAAAAUAUGCCUCCAAUCUUAUGAAAGAAGCUCGCCCUCCUUACUGGAGAACUGUCAAAUUUACAAGCUCUCUUGUCCAAAUACAUGUUGGGAGCUUGAUAGGCAGCCGAGACAUUUUGUCACAAAUGGGAUACACUCAGGACAUUGAUGAUGGCGUUUCUUUUCCUCUAAAUGUAACUGAGCCUGAUGUACAAAAACUUCGAGAACUGGCACCAGACUUGUUCUUUGCUAGGUAUGAAAUCGAUGCGUUACUCGUAAAUAGUCAUCCAUAUUACGAAAUUGCGCCUCCUGUUCCUGAGAGUGAAGUACAACUUCCUACCCUUUUGCGGACAACAUUCCCACCAUCAAGGCCACGGCGUUUUCCACCAAGGACUUCAUCUACUCCAUUGUCUGUGCCACAACAGGCUACCGCGGUGACUGCAGGAUCAACAACAACUGUAGUUACAAGUCCUACGAGGACAGUUUUACCUUAUAUCCAGGGUAACCAGCCUCAACAACGAACACCAUCCCCUAUACCAGCAGCAAGGAGACAGCGAGGCAAUCUGUCAGACAGAAAGGUAGCAUAUGAGUCUUGUAUUUGGCCUGUUAAUGGUGUGCAUCUUUUUACUCUCAGUAUAACAUACUAUGUAUGGCAUAAUAUACUUAACAGACCAUUGCAGUGAUGAUUGUAAUCCAACCAGCCUCAUAUAUAGCUACAUUGUGCAACUAAAAACCUGCAACACCUGUAACAGGUAACGGAAAAAAGCCAGCGUGGAAGUCAAGAAUGUUAACUUUGUCGCAAUUAAGAGCACUUCUGAAAUACUUUUCAGUGAUAAGAAUAAUACAAGGUAUGAGAAUGAUGUUUUUUCAGUCAGUGACACAGGUUGCUCCCAACUGAAGUCCAGCCUCUGACCUCCUGGCUACUAGUCCAGAUGCUUUACCACUGAGCUACAGGUGACUCGGGAAAGUACAACUGCUAAACUAGGUUCAUCUGACAAACAUCCUGCAUAAAUACUAGUAGGAUUGGAAUGUUGAUAUGUGUUAGUGUACAAUGAUAGAGAUAUGAGGGUAAAUUUUGAGCCUGGGCCUGGUUCCUGAAAGGCCGAUUGCUUGAAAUUGUGUUCCGUUUUUGUAUUUUACCUUCCUAUGCAUUGCUUGGAGUUACAUUUUGUGUUGUCAUUACUAUAUACCACAGUAAAGGCUGAACAGUAUUUUGCAAGCUCGAGUUGCAUGUUCCUAGACAAGAAAACCUUGCUUAAAAUUUGGCGUUAUCCUCAGUUAAGCUUAACCAUCUUUUGAGGAACCAGGCCCUGGUGAAUACAUGUCAGCCACUGACCCAGGCACUGUAAAAUUUUUGGCAUAUAUUUUGCCAUGUGUUACUGUCAUUUCUUUUGGGAGGGAAAAGAAUCUUUAACUUUUGAAUGGUCAAAGGCAUAAGGAUCCCCCUCCUAAACGUUUUCUAAUCCCUACACGUUAUGUCUUAACACCUUGUCCGUGCUCUUGUUUGAAUUUGGAGUACAAUAAGAACAAAUGGAUUAAGAACAUCAGGCUGAAAAUUGGCCAAUAAAGCCCCAUUUUUAUGAGAACAAGAUCAGCCUGAAAAUUGUAAAUUGUUCUUAUAAAAUGGAAAAAGUGUCAUAAUUACAAAACAUAUAAGUUUAUGUUUGCUGUCAGAUAACUUUUCAUUUGUUAAUAUAAUCAAAUUACAGAAUAAUUAUUUAUUUUAUUUUCCUAAAAUAUGCUAAAUAUACCGGUCCUCUAGCAACAUGUUUUGGAUAGUAUUACUAAGUAAAAAUUUAAGAACAUUUUAACAACAUUUUGAGGCUGAUUUGUCAUUAAGCACCCGAUAAAUAAGAACUCAAUCAGCCUGACCUCUGAAAUUGUGUGUUCUUAUAUGCGGGUGUUUACUGUAAUGUUUGAUCAGGGGAAUAAUGAAACUCAGCAGACAACAGCUGAACGAAACGCUGAAAGUGAAGGAGACUCUGAAUAUGAAGAUGCUGAAGAUGGCAUCCUCUCCUCAAAUGCUGACCCUAAUGCUCAGCGACAAACAGACAUUGAAUGCCGUAUAUGUGGAGAAUCAGUAGCAUCAAAGUUCUGCAAAGACUGCAAAGAUACUUUCUGCGUCCCAUGCGAUGAAGUAUACCACAAGCACCGCUCACGUCAUUCCCAUGUUAGAAGUGAUCUGGCCACGCCGACCAUGGGGGCCUCCACAGCGUCAAGAGAAGUACCCACCGUUACCAGUGCUGGAACAGCUGCUGCAGGUGUUGUCUUGGGUACUAUUGCUGCCGUUGUGGCAGCUGGUGCUGCUGCUAGUUCUGGACAGCACACUCUAGGAGCUAACUCUUCUGUUGAAGCUGUUGGUCUCACUAGUGGCAGUAAGGAUUCAAGGUGUGGAUAAUCAUACUUCUGUGUCAAGGCUGUGCUCUAAGAAAAAUUGUAGGGAGCCCAGUGCCCUGAACCUGUGAAAUCCAGGGUGCCCAGCAUAUGAUUUCUAUGAAAAAACUAAGAUUUUCUGGUUGCCCUUGGCAAAAGUUAGGCACCAAGGGUCACUGGGUGUUGCUAGAGCACAGCCUUGAGUAUACUACAGUAAAAAACUGUGUAAAAGCAGCAUGGAAAGAAAGUUGUGUCCCAUAUCCCGGGGCUAGUUGAUUUUGCAACAAGCUAUUGAAUUCUGUUCUUUACUUGUCCCUUGGGCAAGUGAAGGUUUUAGUUUAAGCUCCUAAUAAAUUCAUGUGGAUCAAAAGUUGGUAAACGAAGGGUAAUCUAAGGAUAACCUUGCAAGAUCUUGUAGUCUUAUAAGCCAUGAAAACUAUGAAAUUCUUCCAUUACCCUUCUAACCAUGCAAAAUAGUAUCAGCCCUUGUUGAGAUGUAUUUUACUAGUUAGUAGGAUAACACAGCAGUGAAGGCCAGAGAAGUACCUUUAUUCUUUAAGUCAAAUGUAACUUACAUUCUCAGUUGUUAAUAGUCAUUAGAAUACCAUUGCUUUCUACCAGCACUUACAAUUUGGGUCAGGUGAAGUAAAUUUUAGCAGCAUGUGUUAGUGUACAAAAAAAAGACAACUAUAUAUCAUUUUUCUUCUGGAUCAAUUUAGGUCUCUGGGAAACUGCCAUCUAGCCCUCCCCUAAGCCAACAUUUUGUCUUAAGAGAGAAGUAGGUGUUAAAGUUGGUUUAGUGGAGGGGUAGGUGAGCAGUUUCCCAGAAACUUACAUUGAUCCUUUCUUUUUGUAUGCUGUGAAGAACAAGACCAGUACCUGCGCCAAGACGAAACAAAACGCCACUCCCAUCUAAUCAAGGUGCUGCUUUAAGUGCUCAAGCACCAGAUCCACUGUCUCCAAGAGCUGCACCCACGACUUCGCAAAGACAACAAACCACUGCAUUCAACCCAGCCCAGUCACCAACCUCUCCUAGGAUGCCUGGUGUAUUCCAGCCUGUGGCAACAAGUGAGUCUCUUGUACAAUGUGUUAUGCAGCAAAUAUGUCAAAAUGACAAAGACAUCCCUUGGUAUUGUUGGUAAAUGGUAGGGGGAAUACUUGGAGAAAUUUGUUUGGGUAUUCUGCGGGCCUAUUUGCAGGCCUAUCUGGUAUACUGUAGCGCUGGGAACAUUGACGUGCAGUUAACUGAAGGUUUUUAACCUUCAAAAAGGAAAGGUCUAUGACAGCACACUGUUGAGAAUGAAGUGUUGGUAUUAGCGAGUUUGGCUUUCUGUGAUAAUCUGUUUAUUGGGCGAGGAAAAGGUGUUCAUUGUCCACAUUAACUAGCGUCCUUAUUAAGCAGGUUGAAUUUAGAAAAAAUGUGAGGGCUUUCCCCAGGGACAGAGAAAACUGUCCAUAAUACCGAGGUAUCGACUCUACUUGCUUGUUUGUAAAAAGAUUCUUUCCUUUUCCUUUUAAUUAAUACAAUGAAGACAUGAUUAGGUGCCUUGUCUACAUAGGAAUAAUGUCUUGAACCUUCCUCAGAGGCCAUAAUGAUUGUGUAUAAACAGAGUAUGGCUAUUAUCUCUUCAUGAGCCAUAUAGCAUACCAGAUACCGUGCAUAUAGCAAGCGUGUCUGAACUUUCUUCGAGUCUAAAACUAUCAAAAGUGUAGGUUUUAAACUGUUAGUGUAACAGUUUUCUGCUUCCUCUCAAACUCAGCAGUGACAGGCCAAGUUCAGAACCAAAGAAGAGAAAUACGUAGACCGCCCCCUUUUGCUGCCCAUUAUAACCCCACCGUGACCUCACAAAGAGGAAUGGAUGAGAUAGAUAAUAAACCUGUAGUUAAAAGUAAGUAUUGUUAUAUUACUGUAAAAUUCCGAAAAUAAGCCCCGGGGCUUAUAUUUUUCAAAGGCCCUUUUUGAGGGGCUUAUAUUUGGACGGGCUUAUCUAUGGAGGGAAAGUUGUGUUUCAAAAUCGAUUGGGCUAGCCUUAUAGUUGGAAGUAAAUUUACCGUUUUUGCUUUGUUUUACUUUGUAUUUGUCAAGUACAAGCCCCCUGGGGCAUAUUUGGAGGGGCGAUUUAACGGAGGGUUUUUUGCGUUACUGGAUUGGGGGGCAUAUAUUUGGAGGGGCUUAUACAUGGAGGGGCUUAUUUUUGGAAUUUUACGGUAUAUAGACUGAAUACUCAGAAUAAAAAUAAUAUUAUUAUUAAACCCUUUUCACUUCUAGACCAUGUUAUGGUGAGGUUAAGAUGUUACAUGAGAAACUGGAAUUUUUUCAUAAUUUUUUUCCUUUGGCCACUCUUUGGAGUGAAGUAGUUAUCACCUUUAAUGCCUCUGUUGUACAGAAAAAUCUGAUCUCAACAUUCCUACUAGACUGUAGUUAUCAUGUGUUGCGUCAUAAAAUUAAUGUGAAACAAAUUAAAUAAACAUUUUUAUUAUUGGUUGAUAAAAUUUUUGUACCAGUGUGUAAGGCCAAUAAUUUAUCUUCACUUUUUAUUGUCAGCACAUUUAAAUAGAAAAUUAACAGUUCUCUGGUCAUAGAAAAUGAAAGCAAAGUGCAAAAAAGGUUUUUAUUUUUCAUUCAAAUACCUAAUGUCAUGCAGUUGUGCAAGAAGCAUCAAGAAUUGUGUUCCUGAUUUUCAUGUAAUUUAUCAAGCAUGAGAUGCAGUGUUUCAUCUGGUGAUGAAACACAGUGUCGAACACAGUGAUUUUUGAAGGAGAGAUGAAGGAUGCAAAAACUAGCAGGUUUUCUCUUGAUUUCCAAACACUUAUGAAACAUUAAUUUCCUUACAUGUAGUGGUUUUGUUGCUAUGAGGAGUGUUACUGAUCAAUGUGUGGCCUGAUAUUUUAGUAGUGAUAAAAAUAGUAAUGAUAAUAAUAACAACAGUAACAAAUAAAUUGGGUUUCAGUGAGAUCAUUACCCUUGUGAGUAGCACAAUUCUCUUAUUAAAUCUCUGAUCUUGUCAUUUAAUUAUCCUGUUACAUCUUAUUUGUCUUAACAGGUCCACCUGCACCACCACCAGCACGACCAGCUAAAAUACCAGUAGAAUCAAAGGGACUGACCCCUAGCUCCUCCACCACUGUAGAAACAGGUCCUGCCUUGUCAUGUCCAAACUGUUUCUGCUUGAAUCCUGGUGGUGCAAAAACAUGCCAGUUCUGCAAGAAACCCCUUUCCAUAAUGGCUCAGCAACAAGCCUCAGGCCAGACGGUCAGUCAAACACAGCAGACCCAAGGAAACGUUUUUGUGGCUGCCUCUUCUGGUGUAGGUUCGUAUAAGGAAGAGAGAGAACAAAUCCCACUGUGUUGCUCCAAGUAUAUCCACACCCACCCUGUGGAGAGUCAUUGGGACUUUUGAGGGGGGUGGGGGGUCACAGAAAAGUCAUUUCCAGGGAGAUGGCGAUUGGGUUAGACCAAAACAUUUCCUCCAUUGUGGAGGUAUGGAUAAAAUGGAAACAACACAUUUUUACAUAUAUGUUGAAAUUGCCUUGAUAGCUCUAAAUGCUGAUAUUUGAACACUAACACUGUUAGCCAAAGUAACAGAUUUCCAGAUCACAUGCACCUGUCAUGACGUAUAUCUUGCUCUUACUUGGCAACUUCGAGGUCUGGCCUAAUUUUUUUAACAUUUAUUUAUCACACUAAUAUAAAGUUCAAAUAAUAAUCAGUAGCACUGGAAAUAACUAGCUACAUCACAUGAUAAGGAAUUAGGAAAAGAAGGAACAGAUAUGUCCACUAUGCAAAAAAGGGGCCAUUUUAUGGAAGUGUCUCAACGCUUAUGUUCCUCCAUUGUAGGUGUUUUGAUUUUAAUUUGGUGAUUUUCACUCCUUGUUCUCUUUAUCAAACAGCUGUAGACUCUGACAAGUGGGAGUGUGAACAUUGCACCUAUCACAACCCAAUAACACGCAGGAUCUGCGAGGUCUGUUGUAAAACAAGUAGUAAUAGUCCACGACCUGCAGGAAAUUUACAGUUUGGAGGUGUUGCCCAAGGCACAUCCAGGGAAACUCAGGUAAAGGUUAAUGCACAAUGUAAUGCAGACACUGGAUAGCAAGAACUACAUGGACCACAACAUGGAAUAUGAUUCAGUGAUUUGUACCAGGAAAUAUCCUGUGGAAAUAAAAACACAUUAUUUGUUUUUAGAUAGAUAUUGGAGACUAGUUAUUCAAAUGACUAUCCUGAAUUUUGUUGAGAUAUUGGAUUUUAAAUUCUUUUUCAUCCAGCAUUCAGAACGGCAAGUCAUUUCCUCGCAAAAUGUCACUAACAUGGCUAUGCAUGUAAACAGUCAACAAAUGCAGUCCACAAAUCCGCUAGCCAAGAAAGAGGAUCAGCAGAACUUUCAAGCUGCACCAGUGUGGUCCCCGCCACCACAAACAGCUGCAGCACCACCCCUAAGAAGUACCUUUCCUGCACAGGGAAACCAACAACCUGGGAUGUGGGCGGGAACAGUAACAAGUCCACCAGGUCAACUAUUAUCAAGAUCAUUUGCAGCAGGAGGGAUUGUCACCCAAGGUGGAAUGCAUAUGACAAACACCCAUGGAAUGAUCAACCCACAGAUGCCUGGGAGAAGUGCUUUUCCUACACCAGGUUAUGGUUAUGGGGGAAUGACUGCCACAGGAGCAUUUACAAGGGAUGCUGGUGUCCCCCUUGGUACUCAGGGAUUUCCUCUUCCUCCUCCUCCUCCCCCGCCAGCGAUGGGAUCAACGAGUUCAGAGGUGGGAAUUGAUUUAUGUUGCAUUUAGAGAACAUCGUUUUCUGCAAAAUGUUAGUGGUAACAUUUUUUCCGUUAACAAAUCAUGGGAUGUCAGGAAAGCCCUCGGCAAGUGUGAUUGAAUAUAACAAUAAUACAUUGCCCUCAUGCAUAAUGCAUACAUGCAUACAUACAGUGCUUACAGGUAGCCUGAAGGAUCGAGGGUCAUGAAGUUAUCCCUAAGAUCUGUCCUUACAGAUAAUCCACCCAGCCCUAGAAAGGUUGGCCACACCACCGGGGCCUACCUACGUCCCCUACUCUUUUUGAAGCAGUGGUGUGGGUUCUUUUAUGUCCCACAAGAACAGUUGAAGAGGCUGUGUCACGGAAGUCCAGUUCAUUUUGUUUAAUUUUGCCAAAUCGGCCUUAGUCGCUAUGGAAUUUAAAGUGAGUAAGAAAUUACAUGUAAAUGACAAAAUCAGAGAUCCGAGACAAACAAAUAUGUCUCCUGAACAUUAUUUUUGAAGUUGCAAGCGGCAGGGAUCAACUUUGAAAAACUGUUAGGCUGAACAGUUUUCAAAAAUCCUAAUUUCAAUCCAUUUCAAUCUUCUUCAGUUUUGCCCAUCUGUGACAUCUGUUGUAUCUGUUAUGUUAUUUUAACCUUCCUUUAAAGUUUUAAACUGUUAUUUUUAUGUUUCUCUUAAUUUAACGGGCAUUUUGUAGUUUCCUAAUUUGGCUGAAUUUCGUGACACAGCUCCUUUAAGUGAAAGUGCUGUGCGACGGGACCUACAGUUUUUUGUCCUUAUCCAAGAAGACUAGAAAGUGAUCUAACUGUUUGGAGAGACCAUUACAAAGGCAGCACUUUCUUCUCAGUUAUUUAGACACCAUGAGUGUUUGUCCAGCUAAGGCUUGAACCCAUGACCUUCUGCUCAGCAGACCAGCGCUCUCCCAACUGAGCUAACCAGGUGGCGGUCACGCAAGCGAGUUUCACCUCCUCUUGUUUGCGAACAACAUUCUUCAUAUUUACACUCUUCCUUUUCAAUUCUACUGCUGUUCAUUUGCGUAAAACUAUGCAAAUUUGGUUAAAAUUUUCUUUCUGACAAAAUGAUCAAUAAGGGCUAUUGUUGAUGUGCAGCAUCUGUGAAAUCCUGACAAGCAUUUCAUUGUAUUAAGAUGUGUUAUUAAGAACUGGGUUAAGAGAUGGGAUGUGCUUAAGUUAAUACAUACGGCAUAAUAGAGGUUUAAUACUUCCUCUGUGGGUCAGGAGUCAACAUAAAAUAGAAAAAUUGAUUUAAAUAGUGAAUAAAUAUGAAGUAACAAUUUAAGGUUGCACUUCCACGUAGUGGUUCUUCAUCUACCAUUCCUGGUUGAAUUUGAAUUUGGAAAUGUUGAACUCGUUUUUUGAGGAAUUUCUGGAGAAAAACCUCUUAGUAAAGGAGAGAACCAACAACAAACUCAACCCACAUAUUGCAUAGAUGCUUUAAGGAUUUUGCCUUGUUAAGUUAGAGCUCAAUCAAUAGAGAGUUUUAGAUCCGAGUUUACCGCGAACCUCUAACCGCUGGAGGUCACGUGACAAGUCUUUCGCGUCACGUUUGAGGUUUACGACGUGCGUUUUCAACGUGGGGAGAACGUAUGUCAUUUACCUGAAAGAUUUUAGCGUAUAAAUCUUGUUUUAUCCCACGUAAUGAUACAAAAAUCUUGUGGAGCAAGUCUUUAUCCAUUAACAAAGGCACAAAGUACGGGCGAAAUGCUAAAUUUGAUAAAUUCUAUUGGAUCUUGAAAACAAGUGCCAUUCAUGGCUACUGGUUCAAAAUGGCGGCCGUAAAAUUGCAAGAAGAACUGAUGUAAGAAUUUACAGCUCUUUGCUGCUAGAUAACCCAGUGUUACCGUAAAUUUCUUGUAUUUUCACUGAUUGAUUUUUCUUCUAUUUCUAAGUGGAAAAAUAAACCAGAAUCCACUUCUUUAAUCCACCACCAAUCUAAAUCGAAUUAUGUUUGAACGUUGAACCGCAAACGGGUAACGGCAAACCGCGGUUAGAGGUUCGCGGUAAACUCGGAUCUAAAACUCUCUAUUAACUUCCCUCUACGUCUUGAAAAUCGCUUAGGUUGGCAAAAGUAGAAUGUGAAAUGAUAUUUAAGUGCUGCCAUGGAAGGUUUAAUCUUCCAAUCCUUUCAGCUACAGCCUGGUCGAGAAAGCCAUUACUAAAGCCUUACUCUACUUUGUGAUGGGUCAAAGUCACUACAAAGUCAUGUGACAUAGCAGUUGGCAGCCAAUGCCUUAUUUCUAUUGCAGGUGCCAGCGACAGGGUCUGCAUUCCCCUCUCCCACUGGUAGUUCAUAUCUGCAGUACCAGCAGCAGGUUAGUCCUGGCUUUCCUCCUGCACCUCCAGUUGUGGCAUGGACAGAGCGACCAGAUGAAGCACUGCGAAGACAUCAGGAGGAGAUUUAUGUGUCUGGGUUACACUAUGUUGAAUUGCUGAAGGUAAACAAUGAUGCCAUGAUAGUUCUUUUGCUUUGAGAACUCCUACUCAACAGCUUUUUAGUUUACUUAGCCUUUCUCAAACAUUCAAUUGAGAACCAGGAUUACUGUCACCAUUUGAUUGUCCAUGGGCUCAAUACAUCCAAAUCUUCUUGACUGAUCUCAAUACAUUUCCUUAAAAGGUUAGUUGAGAGACUGUAUUGAAAGAUUAACGCAUUUUCCCCCAGUGACCAUUUCAUUAGUCAUCACAACCUUUUCUCCUUUUGAUGUAUUGAUAUUGUUGCGGGAAAUAAUAAUGAUGUUGGUCUUUUGUGGGACUUGGUCUCUGUCUUUGUUUGACUCACACAAGUGCAGUAAAUCUACUUUCUUUUGCCUUGAUAAACACAAGGUAAUAUUAUUUAUGCCUGGUUUAGCUAAAAGCCUGUGAAAACAGCUGACAUUUCUCGAUCUCACCACUGGUUUCCCCACGAAAUGAUGUCUGAAAAACGAGUGUAGGAAUUCAAUACUUAAAAGCUAUGACGAGUUACUACUCAGAUCUGGCUUUUGAUUGGUUGAAGCAAAUUUCUCUUGUGACACAACCAAUCAGAAGCACUAACCUGGAUAGUGGUGCAUCAUAACUUUACAUAUGGAAUUUCUGCGCUAGUUUCUCAGACGUCAUUUCGCGGGGAAACCAGUGGUGGUGUCAUGAAAGUGCUGGCUGUUUUUCUCAGGCUGUGCUUGCUGUGGGCUCUACAUCUCUCACCAUUCUAUCAAAAUAAUGUUAAGAAUGUUGAGAUAAUAAAUGUUGUGACUAUUUGACCAGGGCUUUGGUGUCCCAUUGGUUUUAUAAUUAUUAAUCAUUCAUGUUUUAUCGCCAUCCCCUAGAAAGGAGAAAAAGAAGGUUUUUCAGCUGAAGAGGUGAACAUUGCAUCUGUUCUUGGCAUUGAUGAUCCCCAAGGCCCAAUUCACUGGCUCAAAACUAGUUGGUACGAUCUGAUUCACAGGGUCAUGGUUGAGCUAGCCAUUCCUGAAAAUUCACAAGAAAUUGGAAAUGUCAGCCCUGAAGAGGUGCGAGAAGCUUUGAUUGAAUGCACUGGAGAAGUGUCAAGAGCAAAAGCGAAAUGCAUCGAAAUCCGCAAGAAAAAGGUGUGAUAUUGUUGUCACAAACCCUUCAUAAUCUGUCCAUAAAUUUUAAUCAAAAUAGCUUUACAAAGGUCUGUAUUGUAAGCCGGCUUGUGAACAGGGCAUGCGAUAGCCUGUGUACAGACGUCCCCCCUCCCUCGGGAAAAGUCGGGAUUUUUCCUGACGGAGGGGGGACGUCUGUACACAGGCUAGGCAUGCGACUGAACAAAUGGUACCCUAGGCAGCAGUAUUGCUGUUGCCUAGCUGUGGUGUAACUAACCCUCCUGUAUCAACUCUGAAGGAGGAAAAAGAAUAAGAUUUUUCGACCUGGAUAUUGUCUUCAUAAAGUUUUACAUGAAAGAGCACCCAUGUAAACGUGAAAAACGUCCCCAGGGAAUAAUGAAUUCUUAAAAAACCUUUAAAAGGAUUAUUUUUAUAAUAAAAAAGAAAGAAAAUAUAAAGUGAGGAACUUUAUUCACUGUUUAGAUGUUGCUAACAUCAUUAUCAAGAGUGAAAACCGUUAAUUAAGUGCCAAAGUUUUGAGAAGAGUCGCGGUUUGAAUAAAUUAGAUUGCUUUCAUGCAUGCUUGAUUAUUAUAUGCAGAUGUCCUGAUUGAAAAGCUUCGGGCAAAUCGAGUGUAAUACAGUGAAACCUGCAUUAAGCGGACACCCUCGGGGAAUGCUGUAGUGUCCGCCUAAUAGAGGCUUCGAUAGAUAACGUCAUAUGAGGUGUCAAAUGCCAUUCAAAUGAACAGUGGAAACAUUUAGAAUAUACUCCCAGAGACUUUGACGAUUUACUUUUAUAUUAAUUUCUUUAUCAAAGUGAACCAAUUGAUCAUAGUACCAUAAACAUAGAUUUCAACUCAAAUUUGAACAAAACAGAUGAGUGAAACAAGCUCUAUACUGUAUACAAGCAAAACGAAAUAGAAAACAAUACUGUACGAUGAAGCUAAUCAAAUAAGUUCGUCAAGUCGUUUUUUAAUGUAAAUAUCGAAAAAUUUGAAGGUUGCAAUUUGGGGCAAUCUUUCGCAUUUCCGGUGUCUGGCUAGUCUGCUACACAGCCGUUUUUAGUGUCGUCACGCAACGCUCCUCCCCACUAAAUGGGGAGGAGCGUUGUGUGACGACACUAAAAACGGCUGUGUAGCAGACUAGUGUCCGGCAUGUUGGGUGGUGGAAUUUAAUUACAAGUGUCCGUUUAAUACAGGUUGGUAACAUUAGAAAUGACUAUUUCAGGUACUUUUUAGGUGUCCGCGUCCGCUUAAUAAAGGUUUCAUUUUAAGUAAAUAAGGGAAAGUAAUUUGGGAACUUCGGCUACUGUCCGCUUAACAGAGGGUGUCCGCUUAAUACGGUGUCCGCGUAAUAAAGGUUUCACUCUAAGCUUGUAUGUUUUGUUUUCCCAGUUGAGGUCCCAGGGGAACUUGACCCUUUGUCUUUUUAUAAAUUAUGCGUAGAUAUGCACAUGAAUACGGCGAAAUUUGAAGAAACAGUUCUCUAGAGUAUUAUCACAUGAUCUGUAUUGGGAAAACAAAACAUACAAGCUAAAGAGGUCUAUUUUAUAUUUAGCAAAGGUUGGAGUUUAUUGGAAACCUCUGAAAUUUAAAUUUGGUGGCUAUGGUUGCAGUAAUGUUUUAAAAAUUUUUUUUAGGUCAGAGAAUUACAGCAGGAAGGAGUAUAUGCCAAAACAGAUUGCAUCUUUGCACUGGAUUCAUCGGAUGGAGACACUCAAAAGGCUAUUCUUUCCCUCGAAAAAAUGUCAAUGGGACCUCUGCUUAGAAGAGUACUAGACAGUUGUCUCCCGGACCAUGCAACUCAAGAAGAUAUAGCAAUGGCUUUGACGCGGCAAACAGAUCAUCUAAGCCAUCACGACAAAGCUAACUUUGAGGCCAUUGUAAAAGACAAAAACCAAAAUAUGGAUGUGAGGAUUGCUUUCAUUUGGUUUCUAUUCCAAACUUAACUUGUGUAUCAAAAUAACAACACUGUUUUCAUUUUUUGCUCACAACUUGCCAGCAAAAAUAACUGGUAGAUGAAUUUGGAUAGUCAUUUCUGAACAUGCAUGUACAAAGAGUAAUUUUGUUAAGACCACUUUGUGGUCAAGAGUUUUGUGAUAAAGUGGUGAAGCCCCAGGGGAAAGGAAGGAUUUACUGGACACGAGAAACGUCUAUGCCUUAUCUCAGACUUGUCUAAAGUACAUAAUACAGUACUUAAAUAGCAGCCGAAGAUGCGUUGGUCUAGCUGGGUGAGAACACAUCACUGCUCAGAAAAACAAGAGAAUAUUUAUUGCUUACUCGCAAACUAUACCUGGCGUAAACAAAAUUUUUGUGCAAUUUCACUGCUUGAGUUUGUAUCGAAACGACCGAUUUCCAGACUACCGGGCAGGACUUUUUUGGCGUCCUGAAUUGUAGCUUGUGUAUGCUACUUUUAUGCGGAAAACCAUAUCAAUCUUUUUCUUGUUAUAGCGUCGCAUUCGAGCAAUUUUGGCUGAAAAAGAUUUGGCCUCUUGGGGAAGAGCAGAAACUGCCAUCAAGUUAAUCGACUUGGAUUUCUCUUUGGAAGAUUCUGUAGAGGCUGCAAUCAGCUGUGGAGAUCUUAAAAGAUGUUUGCGAUAUCUCAAGCAAGAGUGCCCACUGUGCUGUGAAGAAUACCCUAUGAGCCAGGUUUGUUUUUCUAUUAUCAAGGGGGGAGGGGGGGGAAUCCCAUAAAUAGCGGUUAGGUGUGUGCCGCACACGGCUUUAAACCCUGACGUUAUUUAAGGAUGAGAGAAAAAAGGAAUUUAUACCCAAUUUAAGGCCCAAACCCGAAAAAUGACUCCCUGUUCAAAUGAAAAACCAACACUAACAAUUUAAUGGCAACACGUAAACAUUCAUUAAAUCGCGUUCCUAAUACUCUUAAGGAUAGCUUAGUUUUAGCAGAUGACUCCUCAUCUAGCUGGGCAUGCAUUUAAACACUUUUAUAUUUUAGCUGAUACACCAGGAACAUAAUGCCGAUGAAGGCAAUGCUUUUUCUGUUUUUAUUAUAUUUAAUGAUGACAUUCAAUCAUAGUUUUCAAUCGUAGCUUUGAAUUGAAUCAUAGUUACUCAACUCCAGCGUUGUUCUAGACUCGUUGUAAACAAUGCUUUAGGUUUUGGGAGGUCUUCAUUCUUCAUUGGGGGUAAAAUCUCAAGAUGAACAUUAACAUUUUUUCUCCUCAGAUGGUCACACUUCUUCAUUGUCAAGACCGUGUUUGCCGGGAUUGUGUGUCUCAGUACAUCACCAUCACAAUAAAAGACAAAAAUAUUUUGCAUCUUGUAUGCCCGUGUUGUGGAGAACCUGGAAAUCUGAAUGAUGAAGCUGUAGCAACAGAGUACUUCAACAACUUUGAUAUCCUGGUAAAGAACUAAAAUUUGUGGCCAGUAGAAACUGACCUGAAAAUUUCUAGAUUUAACUUGUAUAAUCUUGGAGAUAAGUAGUUUAUGUUUAAUCUUUGGAGUCUAUUAAUUAGCUAAGUAAAAUUUUUCGGUACUUUAGUUUUGUUGUUUGUGUCAUUGAAGGCAGCAACAACAACAACAACAACAAAAGAGCCCAUAGUUUUUCCGUGGGUCAACAAUCCAUGAGCAGGAUCAUGCGCAUUGGGCGCGGAUCUCAUGCCAAUGCUUUGCACCCUACAAAACCGAUUUUGAGAGAAACAAAUGACUGUUUUGCAUUGUAGUCUCACAAUAAUAACAGUUGCUUUGUUAUUGAUUGUGAUAUUUUGACUUCUUUCUGUUGGACUUCGUCAGGCAAUAGUGCAAGGGGUUAUUUAGUAGAAGCAUCUUGUAAUUACUGUCGGAAAGAUAAAAAUGCGCAGCUAUCAUAAUCAAAUCAUUAUAAUGAUGAACAUAACUAUAAACUUGAAAAAAGAAAAACUAGCUGUCAGCCAUGUAAAACUUAACCCUACCCUCCAUCUGUCUCUCAACUAUACCACCUUUAGGACCUUUAAAAUUUAGAACUUUGUACCUCUCACAUUCUCAUUUAAAGCCUUUAUGGCUCGAAGAUUCUGCAGGGGAGAGCAGAAGAAGUGCACCAAGACUUGGUAGCUUUGUAGCUUGUCAGUUAGCGCACAACUUUAGAAUUAAUGCUACUUCUCGAUCUUUGCCUUACAGAUUCGUGGCCUUGUGGACAAAGAAACGCAUGACUUAUUUCAAAGAAAACUUCGUGACAGGACGCUUAUGAAAGAGCCUAACUUCAGAUGGUGCUCACAUGUAAGUUUUUGUCAGCUGUAUAGUGCAUUUUCACCUUGAAGGAUUGUUACGGCUUGGAAAUAUUCAAAAUAGGGAGCUUAACCGACGAAAACGGCGACAGCAACGAGAACGGCCAAAAAGCAAUAGGUUUAAGCUAUGGCUAUGUUCAUGCUGUACUGGGUGACUUUUCUUGCCGACACGAAAAGAAAUCCAGUAUAGUAUGAACACCUAUAUGUGACUUUCCGAUAUGUGACUUUCCACUUUACAGAUUGGCGCGGUGCAGCUUCUCUCUGUUACGACGGGAAAUUGCGCUGAAAUCACCGUUAUUAUCAGGGGCACCCAACGACAGUUUUCUCCAAAAUACAUUGAAAACACUUUUUUAGGCUGUCCAGAGUACUUUUAGAUCACUAGAAAUGCAUUUUAAGCGGCGCUGUAAAGUUUGGAUCUGUUCGGUCAGCCUAGGGCAUGUUGAGUCUUUUCGAAAAUUUCUGAUGCAUUUUACACUUUUACGAAGGUUAGCAUUUUUCUUUUCUCCAUCAUUUGUUUGAAUCCGAAAUUUUUAGGUUUCCUUUUUCUUCGAAAUAUAGCUUGAACUGGAGAGUGAAUGUCAAAAAUUAAAUUUCACAAAAUCGUAGGGAAUUUAUCAGAUGAGCUUUGAAAAUCGUACAUGAAUAGAACGGUCAUUUAGAAAUUUUUAGCCGUCCUCAACCUAUAGAAUAUUCUAGGUAAUCUUUGCUUCUUCGAACAGAUAUUUUUCUGAAAACAGUCGUUGGGUGUCCCUGUCUUAUGUGUGAACAAAAUCCCUAUCCGUUACGAUUUUCGUUUUGUAUGGUCUAACGUAGCCAUUACUGUACUAGCCUACAAGGAAGCUCUCCUAUUUGGGCGAGCGAAGCGAGCCGCGCACGCGAGAACGCCCGAGCGAGCGGCGAAGCUGCGAGGGGCCAAGGAACUUUCGCGUCUCCCCUCGCGUGCCACUCGUGCGUGUACUUGUCACGAUAUCCCCCAAAUGGAAAGCUGGCUCGCAGGCUAUUAUUGUACUUUACUUCUGGUGAAAGGAAGUAACGUGUGAAUGUUUUGUAUUCAGUGUUCAUCAGGCUUCAUAAAUGAACAACCUGGUCAGAUCAAGAUGAUGUGUCCACAUUGUCAGCAAUACUCUUGUUUCAAAUGCAAACGACAGGUAUGAACCAUUUUCACAUUUCACUUUAUUUUGACCUUGAUGGGGCCUUAAUUAUCAUGUGGAUUGGGGCCAAUCAUAUGCUAAAAUCAUAUUUUUUGAGGUCCCACUAGCCUGCCACGCAGUAGCCUGCACUCGUCCCAACUUUCUCGACGAACUCGCGCGAAAACGCUUACUACACAGGCUAGCCACGCAGACGCUCUUAGGCGUUCGUCACGCAAUCAUUCAUCGGCAGAAACGCGUGACGAACGCCUAAGAACGUCUGCGUGGGAGGUUAAGGUCCCACUUCUCUACUGUAGUUAGUUGACUUGAGGAUGUAUUGAUUUGGCUGAAAUUCAAUGUGUUAAUUUACCAAGACGCAAGUGAAAAUCCAGAAAAAUGUUUUGUUCAUUAUGACACGAAGUGCUCCUUUUUUUUCCUUUUAAAUCACAGCCCAUUUGACUAUGUGAGUAAAACAUUUGUUUUUGCAGUUUGUUUUGGCACGAAUUUAACGUUUCGUAACCAAAUUAUCUGUCAGAGACUUCAGAGACUUUCGCCUUCCUUAUUCUUACGUUAUCUUCAGGUUCUUCCACUGCGUCAAUUUUGCCCGUUCCUUUUCCCUUUCGAACUCUUCCCUAUCAUGCUGUGUUUUGGGGUUUAUGUUUUCUCUUUGGUGUGUAAUGGCUUCGCUGACAAGCUCGUUUCGUUAGUGGCCUUAGCUCCCAUGAGUCUCCUGUAACUCAGUGGUAAAGCAUCUGGACUAGUAAUCUUUGCCCGGUUGUUCAAACUUUGGAUAGCGCUAUAAUCCGCCGGUUAAUUACGUUAUCCACUGGAUUGAGAUCUAUCCACUGGAUAGAGUUAUCCACAUUUAAACAACCGGGGCCAGGUUAACUAGUGUAGUUGCUGGCGGCAAGAGGAGCCUGCAAUCGCAAUCUCCAGGUGUUGAUUACGCAUGCGUCGCAUGUAUGUAGCCGGCAUUCGUUUGGACUUCCACUAAGAAUGAAUGGAGUGCACAGGACGCAAUUUUAUCACGCCCGUUUCAACCUUCUACCCCUCGUAAUCUCAUCACGUGUGUUUUGACCAUUUGUCACGUGAAACCUACGCGAAGCACAGCGUCGGAGCAAAAGCGUCUUGACCUUCGACCUUUGUCGCCCGCACUCCGUAACCUUUGGUUGUUACUGUUUACUAGUCCUAGUACUCCUAUCGGGACAAGUCGUAUUUUUCCGUGGAGCCGCUUGGGUCACUGCCGGACUCAUUUCUCUUGUGCCAGUUUAUAUACCACUAUCAUUUGUUUGCAGUGGGAGGAUCAGCAUGAAGGAAUCACUUGUGAACAGUUUGCAGCGUGGAAAGAAGCCAAUGAUCCUGAAUUCCAAGCAGCUGGGCUGGCAGCUCAUCUGAAGAGGAAUGGAAUAGGUAUAGUUAUUAGAGGUCGUUUAUGACUCUUUUGCCACUCACCCUUGGUUUGAGCCUGUGACAUCUAUUAUGAAACUACAGUGGAAGCUUUAUUCAGGGGAGACCCUCGGAGCCGAGUCAAGUGUCCCCUGAAUGGAUGUGUCCUCUGAACAGGGUUGGGCCGGGGUUUGUUAAUAAUAAACCAACAAAAUUUGUUUUAUUCUGCCUUGGAAUCUGUUGCAGUCGUUAUUUCAAGCAGCUAGGUAAUGUCCAAAAAGUCAUGGUAACUUAUCUCUGUGAUAUUGCAUUCUCGCAAGUGCAGUACGUCGACUCGUGUGACAUAGGCUGUGUACACUAAACUUAUCAACCCUCUUUGUGGUCAGUCACGUUUUGAGGGCUAAGGUGUCCCCUGAAUGGAAGUUAAACUUAGGUUUCAGGACCCAGAAAAUUGUCCAGUUCCCCUGAAUAGAGGUAACAGAUACAAACAUUAUGAGAACAUUUUUCCGUUACCAAGUUUUGCGUCCCUUGACUAGAGGUGUACCAAAGGAGAGUUUCAAUUGCACCGAGUCGUUUUCUAUUUAAGAGUCCGUGCAGCCAUAUGUGUAAUGACCGGGUUGCAACUUUCCAUGCCCUUCAGCCUAUGCAUAUCCACUUGCAAAAUUUCCAGACUGAUCUUCAUACUUUUUCGUGAAGAAUUAGUCGAGAGAAUUUGAUGAAAGUUCAAAGCACUUUGUCUUUAAUGAUUAUUGUAUUAAUUCUCGUAAUCUUUUUUCUUGAUGAUGUAUUGAUGUCGUUAGGGGAAAAACUGAUGUUUUUCAUUCUUGGAAUUUAUUUGCUUUUCAGUCUGUCCAGCCUGCAAAUAUCGAUAUGAUCUUUCCAAAGGAGGAUGUAUGCACUUUAAGUGUGCUAUGUGUGAACACGAAUUCUGCAGCGGCUGCUACAAUCCUUUCCUUAAUAACCAUGGACAGGUACUACUAACAUAUUACGCUCACUUCCAAAUUUAAUCGGGUUGAGACAAGACUAGACUGCGUAGCUGGCGGGAUUGUCACGUCAGCGCGUUUUAUACGACGCAGAGUUGCGUAUCCGCGCGGGGAAUGGGGAGAAGACGCUUCCACCAGCUACGCAGGCUAAGACAAGACAGAAGAAAUGUGCAGACAUUGUUUUAUCAAUUUUAUUCUUAUGGAUUCCUCAACUGAUAUUUCUGUCAGCCAAGUGAGUGUUUUUUACUACUUAAACCGUGAAUUUGUCUUCGUUGAUUUAACUGUCUCAUUCUCAACUUCAGCUGUAGCCAGCGAACGCACAGGGGCACUCCACGUCGUUUUCCUCCUAAAUGCAUUGAAAACACGGCUAUCCAGAGUACUUUUAGGUCUUUAGAAAUGCGUUCUAAGCGGCGCUAUGAAAUUUAUAUCUGUUCGGCCAUCCUAGGAAACUUGAGUCUUUUCGAAAUUACCAGGGAUUCAGUAUAUCAUUUUCCCGAAAAUUUUAGAUGCAAUUUAAAGUUUUAAGAAAGUGAGAAUUUUUCUGAUUCCUCUUUCCAUCGAAUUUUCGAAUCCGAAAAUUCCGAAUCCGAAAUUCCUUUUUCUGCAAAAAACAGCUUACCUGGAAAGGGAAAUUCGAAAAAUUAAACUUCAGAAAAUCGUGGGGAAUUUGUUAGAUAAGUUUCGAAAAUUGUACGUGAAUGGAACGGUCAUCUAGAAAUUUUUAGCCUUCCUCAAAGCUAUAGAAAAUUUUAGGCAAUUUUUGCUUCUCCGAACAGAUAUUUUACAGAAGGAUGUCGUUGGGUGCCCCUGAACGCAGAUGUAUUUCCGUUCGGCGCUUCUCUCCACCUGAAAAGUAAGCGAUGACUGGAAAUACGUCUGCGUUCUCAGGCUACGUCAGCAGUGGAAACGCGUCAUACCUCUAUCUUCGAGUCUGUGCAUGAAAUUGUAUUGUAUGAUGUGACGAUUCUGACGAGACCUUCAUUUAACGGCACGACGUUUCCGUUACUUCUUAAAACCAAUUGUUGGGAGUUGUAAUUGUAAACGGAAGUGUGUUACAUAGAGUGCACGUGUGUUCAGUGUUAACUAAUUCUUUUACUUUUCAGAACUGCCGCGUAUCAGAACAUUGCCUUGUAAGAGGAUUACAUGCACACCAUCCACGAGACUGCUAUUUUUACUUGCGGGAUCGCGAUCCACAAGAGUUGCAGAAAUUGUUGCGUGAUAAUAACGCUGUAUACAACACCGAACCACCUGAAAAUCAAGGCAAGACUUGUUGCUUAUUUUUAGCCGGAGUACUCUAAGAAGCCCUGACUCCUAUUAAUUGUCUCAUAUUAAUACUUAAAAAAACGAGAGAAGCUCGGUCACGGGGAGCGCAAGGAACGAUUGGAAAGUUUCCCUCCUAUCUAUCACCCCGCGCGCUAACUAUGCCCCCGCUUCUCGCGUUCAGUUCUCCGCUGUGUUGAAGUUAUAGAGACCUUUAGAUUCGCCUUGGACGAGGACGACUACGAGAACGAGAUUUAACUUUCACCAGAAAAGUUAGCACUGUCAUCUUUAGUGAAGGAGGUUACGCGCUCUCUCGAUCGCAAAAUGAUAGAACUUCUAACAUUUGAUAUCUUGUUUUCGCCACCACGACAUUCUUGCUAAAACUAGUAGAAUGACGACGUCUACCACGUUUUCCCGCCAAAAUGACGCUGGUUCACGCGCGAGCACUACUUAGUAUUGAGAAAAUCUCGCACUCGUAGUCGUACUCGUCUUAGGAUCUAAAGGUCUCUAAUGACUGGGGACAAGUUAGCCAAUAGCCUGCAUUGCAGGCAGACUUCCCACUUGACUGAGACCUCAACAGAGAACUCUAUAUAUUGGGUGUUUAGACUACCUGAGACCUAUACUUAAAUGGUUUUACUUUAGUGGUAAAUGAGAUGAGUAACACUCGUCUCAAGACUAGCAGUCAUAAGUGAGACGGUAUUUUGGAGUUUUUGUAGGUUCUGAAUUUCUACUUGGUUGUCCUGUGUCUAAAUCCUGCCCUAGCCAUUUAAAGUGCAUAGGAAGCGAAACUUCCCAAACUUUGUAAUCUUGUAUUUCAAAUGGUAAAUUUUCGCUUCAUUUGCACUUUAAGCUGCGUAGUUGUUGUCGCCAUCCUCGGGUUCACUGUCUUGUCAUUCUUGCCUUUAAGGGUUCACUUAAGACUGUAUGUAGCACUCUUAACAGUUCUGGGGGAAAGUGCUGCUGCACAGUAAAUGAGUAAUAGCCUUCGCUGUAUACAGACCCUUUUACUGUUCAUUGAAAACCUAACAAGUGUCUUCAGCAAUACCUUUCUGUGGGGCUAAUCAAUUAUUAUUUUCAGUAUAUCAUAAAGUGAUAUAUGGGAUUUUUUGUUUGAAAUUUUUCUAGCCUGAGUGGCAGGCGCUGGUUGUUUAUUUAUUAUUAUUAUUAUUAUUAUUAUUAUUGAUAGAGCGUGCGAGAGCGCGCGCAUCCUAAGAAUUUCUCCCCUCUCCCUAAAAAAGGGCAUUGGAUACCGUUAACUUAUUACUGCUAUCUUUGUACAUGUAUUUAAUAGUCAUUCAGGAAGCCUUUGCUGUGUUAACCUCAUGGCUUCCUCGCAAUUGUAAAAUAAAUUGUGUAAUUUCAUUUAGUGGGAAAUAAGGAAAAAAAACCGUGAGAGCAAAGGCCCUUUGCGCCUCCUUUUUAAGUAGGGAAGACUGUCUUUCCAACUUAUCCAGGAAAAUGGAUGUGCCUGCCUGUGCCUGCAGUGUACUCACUGGAUUAACAAGGAGUUAAUAAAUUUCUUGAUUGAAACAAUUGUAGGUAAUGAUGACUCUGAUGACGAGGCAGCUGGAGCAGCUGCUGCCGCGCCUGCGCACUGUAAGGUUAGUGAGCAGAAAGAGACAGUCAAUGGCUUGGUGGAUGGUGAGUGCGGAGAACAAGCGCCUGCUGGGUAUGCUGGGCUGUGCAGGUUGGUUUGUUAUUGUUGUUGUUCUUGUUUGUUGGUACAUUGCUAUGUUUUGGAUGAUUUAAGGAACCGUUUACCUUUGAAUACGCGCGGGGUUCUCAACAAAAUUUUAUGCUGGGAGGUCUAACUCUCUACCCUUUUAUAUACCAUUUUUCACAGAAAAGGUGCCCUUUUCAUAUACCUUCUAUUGACAAAUGGUACCCCUUUCACAUACCUUGUUUGGAACUUUGCAACCCCUUUAACUGUUGCAAAUGCACCCUCUUUUAAAUAUGAAGGAAAUGUGCAGAAAACAAAGCCAUUUUAGUACAAGUUAAAUGUUUCCGAUUUAUCAGUGGACAACACGAUUUAUUAAGACCACCUCGAAUGUUUCGUCCGUUAGUUGAUAUACAUUAAGUACAAAAGUGAAACAAGCAUACACAGAGAAGUUUACUUUACUUUUAUUGAAUGGUAAUAAGUCAUUUCAUUUGAGCUUUAAUUAUUUUAGUCUCAGAAUGGAUUUUAGUAGAAUUAAAAUUAAACCAAUUAUUAUGGGACAGCUUUUAUUAAGAAUGCUGCAACUAUUUCGUUCUUUAAUUGAUAUUCAUUAAGUACAGCAGUAAGCAAGCCUGCACGUAGAAAUCCCCUUUACGUUGUAAAGAUAUGGAUGAAGUAAUUCAUUGUAUUCGAUCUUUAAUUCUAUUAGUCUCAAACUGGACUGAUUUUUUUUCCACCUAUAGCAAACACUAUAUAGAGUAUCUCGUGAAUUUAGUCAAUGAUAAUUUACUUGAUCCCGCUGACAUAAUGACUGGUGAUGAUCUCAAACGCGUGCUGCAGAGAGGCUUUGUUAAUCUACCUGAGAAACCCAACAGAAUGAACGAUCAACAGUAUCGACAGUUGCUAUUACAAGUGAGUGAAAAUUGUACUUUCUGGAACUGAAAAAGGCGGUGUCAAUUCAGACACAAUAUUAACUCUAAGCCAAAGUGCAAAGAAAAUGACUCCCUAACUUACCGUGAACGAACCUUAAAACUGUUUAAAAAUAAUUUCUGUUAAAAGAUUUGAAAGUUAGAGUGCUGUUGAGGAAUUGCGAAUAAGGUUUCAUUUUUUAAACUCACUUUUGAGAAACCGGAGAUUGCUGUGUUCAGUCCUUUCUGUAACAUAAUUUACUCUUCAUUUCAUCAUGUAGACUAUGAAAGAGCAACUUCCAUUACCUCGAAAACCUCCAAGAAAAAGAAUAUUGGAUGACGAUGAUGAGGUGCUAAAUCUACAGAACAACGAGGAUAACCGUUUGAUUGACAGUGAUGAUGAUGAUGAUGAUGACGACGACGAAGAUCGUGGUCCUGUACAAGUCCUAUGGGAUGAAGAUAUUGAGGAUUUUGAUCCAUGAGAUGAGUAAAACGGUUAUAAAUGUGGAAAUUGCAAGUCUUGAGGAAAAUGUUUAAACAGCAUUUUUAACUUCGUACGAAAAAAAAAAAUUUUAUCUAAUCACACAUAGUUGCUAGAGAGCUGCUGAUAUCGAUGAAAAUGUGAAAGCUGUGAGGGUGUAUUUUGUAGGCUUCAAUUUCAUUCUUGGUUUAAAUUUUAUUUUCAUUUGUUUUGGGUCUGUUAAUGUAUGGUAAUGAUUUGAAGUAAGGGAAUAUAAAAUCUGAACCAAGAAUAAAAUUGAAUCACAACAGAAUGUGAGGCUAUGCCUUUGUUUCUUUCACUGUUAUGCAUUCGAAAGGUUUUAGUCAUAACAAUCAGUCGAAAGGAUUCUUCGUUGUCUUCGGAAAUCAAAUGACUGCGUGUAAAUUUAUUUGUAGGUAGUGAUCAGGACACAACAAAAGAGCUCUGAAGUUGAGUCAGUUAACUGAUAUAAAAAAUUGUCGUUACAGCAAGCUGAUUGUCUAAUUUUCGUGUAGCGCUGAUUUUUGAAAAUCUCAGCCUGUAUUGAUUAUUUUAACAGUAAUAAUAUCAGUGAUCUACUAAGCUCAUCUUUCUUAUUACCACUUAUUUUUUAAAUCGGAGGAAGUUAGUAUUUCAAUCUAAGAAUUUAGUAAGGCAGUUACCAGUCAGUUGAUAAUUACAUUUUUAGUUUCUAGUUUUAGAAUCAUGAUCGUUAUCGUUUGCACUUAAGAAACAGUUUCCAGUUUCCAGCAACAAACUGCUGACCCUCCUUAUUUAGGAUGAUAAGUUAACGUCACUGCACGGUAAACGCACGGAAUAUUAACGAUUUUUUCGAGGUUAUCUAAGAUCUAUGUAAGUCAAUCAGUCAACCGAUAUGUAACUUUGUAGGCAGAGUGUCAGUUAAUCAGCCAUCCAGUCAGUCAGUUAGUAAAGGUAGAGGUAAAUAGUCCUUAUUUUACGUCGGUAGCUCGAAAUAGUCAUCAAUCCUGAGGCUGACUUUGCGCUCAUCCCCCCCCCCCCCCCCCCCCCCUUCUCUCUCUAUCAUGGCUCCUUUUUACGGGUAUUCAAAGCUAAUUAAAGCUACACGGAACGGAAAGAAGUCAAAAGAAGCAGCCUCGUACCCAGGCCAGUUCUCGCUAUCCGAGUUACCAGAGGAGGCUUGGAGCCGUGUGCGAUUACUUUCCCGACAAGCUUGACAGGUGACAUCACAUCCGAAAUCGCCAAGGACGACUGGGAACGAGGCUGCGAAAGAAGGAUUUGUGGUCACACCUGCGAAUCGAACUCGGGACCUCCCGCACAGAAGGCUACGCACUAACCAACUGCACUAUGCUAGUCAGUUAGGUGAUUUAGUUAGUUAGUCAAUCAAUCAGUUACCGAGUCAACAGGCAACGGUAUUUUACAAUUAACAAAAUUAGUGUCAGUCCUAAAACUAAAUAAGUUGUAGCUCACUCGAAAUCAGAUUAUUGGUUUAAAAACUAAUUAUCCGGAAAGAAUAAUGAUCUAAUUGCAAAGUUAUGCUUAUAGAUAACAUUACUAUUUAUUUAAGUUUAACGAGGAUUCUGUCUUCAGCUAUUCAAUUCUGCAGUAUUAAAUAUGUGUUUGUACAGUAAAUUUAGACGAGUUUAAAAUGACAUAGAAGAAGACUCAGCUUUCUUAAGUUUCAUUUUCGAAACAGUUAAUUGAAUAUUUUAAUCCAUAUUGUGAUUUUUAUGUGUUUGCAUAUAACCUGGAAGGGAAUAUGUUUGUUAGCAUUGUACUAUUGUUGCCAACCUGCAUUAGUCCUUUCAAGCUCAUUUUUAUGACAUAUUGGCUUUCAGGUGAACACAACAGCUAUGUUUUAGUAGCUUCUGUUUUUCACUUCUUUGAUGAUCGAUCGAAUGGCGUGCGACAUCCCAUGGUACUUAAAUUGUGGCGUUUUACAGACCGGAGGUAGUUUGUCGCAAGGUACAGUGCGGCGGUUUUCCCCUGCAGUUGUCGCAAGGUACAGUGCGACGGUCUUUUCAGGCCCUUUUCGGUGACGUAUCCAAGACGAAUGGAAAAAAACCUCGCUCGGACCACGUGACCCGAAACGCGUAGGCCGCGCGGAAUAAUGGGACUAGAGACUAGGCAAAAUCCACUCCACUGAUUGGUUGCUUUUAUAUCGCAGGACACAGAACCCGUGAUGAAUCUGCAUCUCAGUAGCUACCAUGACCUCGGGUUUUGAACUUUUUUAUGUUCCCUUGGUUUAUAUAUCCCUCGGUUAACUAAUCUCGGUGAAGUGGUCACACACGAAGAUUUGUUUGUUGUUUUUUUCCCCUUCUUUUGUCAGUUUUCCCGAAUUUAAUGGCCUUAUUUAGUAGAAAAAAGGCUCAGUCAGUAUUAAAAAAGGUACAUAAAAAGUUAAAAAUAACAAAGUGUAAGCCCCCUGUGGGCUGCGAACAUACAAAAUUUUCCCUUCUAAAUCUUCUGUAGUUAGAAUACUGCUUUUAACAGUAGGAAAACUGAGAUUCGACUCCGUAACGUUAUAUGCGUUAUCAGUAUGGACUGUAGUAAAUAACGAAUAUUGUUGGACUAGUAGAUCUCUAUCAAGCAUGUUUUUAGCUAGGGUAGUUUGGAAAUGCUACCACUGUAGCUGAACGCGGGUUAACCAGAAUAGCGUGUUAGGGUUAGUCAGAAAACAUAAACUUAGAUCUCCACUGCCUCUCACAUGUAUAAUUUUGCCCGCGCUGCGAAAUCAGUUGCAAAAACUGAGAAUUUCUUGUCAAUUAGAAGGUAGCUUGAACGCUCAUCGCUAUAGUAUUUCGGAGUCUAGUUUACUAGAGUGAGCGUGUGCUUUGAUUCCUUUAAGACGUCAUUUUACUAAUCGUUAGUUAGGUUCUAGUUUAUUAAAGUUAUUACAUUUAUAAGGACUUUAGACUUGGCAGCGUGCAACCUGGAGCAUUAAUAGGUGGCUGUAUUUGCAUGCUAGAAUGUUUUCUCGAACUUUAUAUAAUUAAGUUGUAGUUUUAUUUAUAGUUUUGAUCAUGUAUGGAAGUAUAUUCUUGGUGUUGGUCAUUUUCGUAAUAACGGACAUUUAAAAAGGCUUUUUGAACUGUAAGCAUUGUUACUUAAUUAAACGGAUUCCGUUAAUCAAAACUCUGAAAACUAGAUUGGGUAUUGAUAAGAAUUAGAGUGCUUUGAACGACAAGUGAAAAAAAAAGUCGCAUAUAAGUUUGCAGGAUUUGCUAAGUAAUAAGUGAAGCACAAAGCAUGUAUUAUAUUGGGUUAAUUAUUUGUAAUAUUUAGAUUUAACUUAAGUAAUCAUCAAUCAAGUACAGUGUAUUAAAGUUUGCAGGACUUGCCUAGUAAUAAGUGAAGCACAAAGCAUGUAUUUUAUUAAUUUUUGAAAUAAAGCGUAAUACGCAACUCUAGAUUCUGUGGUGUUGCCGUUAUUUUGCUGUUGUCGAUUUGAAGAGAUAGCACGCC